AUGGUUGUUGAUAAAACUCUUUACGAUGUUCUCGGAGUUGAUGAAAAUGCAACGACAGAAGAAAUCAAUAGAGCUUUUAGAAGAAAGUCAUUAGAGCACCAUCCAGAUCGUGGUGGCAGCCAUGAAAUGAUGCAGCAAAUCAAUGCUGCUAGAGAAAUCUUGACAGAUCCAAAAAAGCGGGAUAUAUACGACCGUUAUGGAUUAGAAGGAAUGAGAUCAGGCAUGGGUGAAGCCAACUUUGAUACGUCAUUUCCAGGAUUUCCUGGAAACAUUUUUGAUAUAUUUGAUUUAUUCGGUUCCGGAUCAAAUCGUCGUCGACGAACAGCGCCAACGAAAGGCAGUGAUAUUAAACAAGUUUUGAGAGUUUCUUUAGAAGAGUUGUAUUCAGGUAAUACGAGAACAAUAUCAGUCGAUCUGGAUGUGGUUUGUAAAGACUGUAAUGGUACUGGCAGUCUAGAUGGAACAAGUCGUGAGUGCAUAAAAUGUAACGGACAUGGCAUUGAAACUGUAACAUUUCGAAUGGGUCCAAUAAUUCAACAGACUCAGAGCAAAUGUUCAUCGUGCAAUGGUGAAGGUACUAUGAUCAAUUCCAAAAAUUGUUGCAAAAGUUGUCGCGGUAAAAAAGUUAUUCGACAAACGAAGCAUUUGGAUGUAGAUAUAGCACCUGGAAGUCAUGAUGGAGAAACAAUCAAGUUUAGUGGUGAAGGAAAUCAAAUAGUACAUUUUCAGAAAAUAAAUACAUAUAUAUAUAUAUUCCAGCUCAUUCCCACACUCUUAGUCUAUUUUUUUCAGCAACUGGAAGUCAUCCUACCAUCCAAACAGCGAGUAAAAUUGAAUAGUAAAGAACAUUAUGAAGAAGCUGAAAUGACAGAAUGUGAACCAAAACGAAAGAAAUCUCAACAGCCACAUUUUGGAAACGGUUAUCAUCAUCAUGGAGCAGAAAAUGGAGAAGAUGAUGAUAUUCCUAGUCAUCAUCAAGGAGCUCAGUGUCAAACACAAUAG
Rotaria sp. Silwood2 is the source of this 1002-nucleotide messenger RNA. The record is from the annotation of a GenBank genome assembly. Lineage: Eukaryota; Metazoa; Rotifera; Eurotatoria; Philodinida; Philodinidae.